Dunckerocampus dactyliophorus (ringed pipefish) is the source of this 9406-nucleotide messenger RNA. It is a transcript of the gene sema6cb, whose product is annotated as sema domain, transmembrane domain (TM), and cytoplasmic domain, (semaphorin) 6E. Gene Ontology annotation, molecular function: semaphorin receptor binding; chemorepellent activity. The coding region runs from base 5277 to 8507 and encodes 1076 amino acids. NCBI's taxonomy places the organism in Eukaryota, Metazoa, Chordata, Actinopteri, Syngnathiformes, Syngnathidae. The transcript is spliced from 20 exons. Gene Ontology annotation, biological process: neural crest cell migration; negative chemotaxis; positive regulation of cell migration. The record is from RefSeq and is a predicted model, not a curated record.
AUACUGGUUUCAUUUUCGAGUUCAGUCUGUUCAGUACAGAUAAAUAAAUAGAUAUUAUUAGUUUCUCAAUGUCAUUUCAAAUCGCGGGGGCAUGACAGAAAAUAACUGAGAUGCGCACUUAGCAGAAAUUCACUUCACGGUCUGGUCUGGAACCAAUCACCCAUGAUAAACGAGGGGUUAUUGUAUGGUUGGUAAGCAUCAUUAAUCCGUUCCAGAAGGUCCAACUCAAACCAAAAUGGACCCUAACCAAGACAAGUUUUCAGAUAGAAAAUAAUGUAAAUCCAAUUACUAAAAAUAUAUAACAUCCAUCCAUCUAUUUUCUAUGCUGCUUAUCUUCACUAGGGUUGCGGUGUACAAAUAGCAUCCUGUAUAUAACAAGAUAUUUAUAUUAGGUUUACAUUCACAUGUAAUAUAUAUCGAACAAAAUACCAUAGUUCCUCAAAAAAAUAACAUGGAAUUUGCUGUUUAAUAUAGAAAAUGAAAAAAAAAAACAACUGCUACUGGCAGUGACAUUGCGGAAGUUCGCAGGCAAUGAUGCCUUAUAAGGUGUAUGGUGACGUGUGCUAUGUCUGACUCCGCGCCGCAUGUCACCCGCAGCCGAUGACGGAGCCAUUCCAUCACACAGGCACUAGCAACCUACUUUGGACUCAUGGUGGCUUGUUUAGAGUUCGUCACACUCAAUGAAAAAAAUGCAUGGACAGGAGUCGUCAACGAUGAGCGUUCAUUGUUUGGCCACUUGAUUGCCUUGCAGGCUGCCGUAGUAAAGGGUGAACUUAGUAUAGCGAGAUUUCGUCUUAGGCGCGUGACCCAAGAUGGCUACAUAAACAUAUUGCACGCUAACCAGGGAGGCGCGUGCAAACCAAGGCCAAAUUUUAGCAGAAAUGUUGGAUGUUAUCCGAAAAAUGUGAUAACCAGGGCAGACGUUAACCGAGGUACCACUGUAAAUGUAUUUUAAAAAGCUGCUUUCAACCCAAUGCGUGCAGUAAUUGAGAUUUUUUUUUUGGUGCAUGUAAACGUCACGAGUUCAAUUAGACAAGCAGUCUUUUCAGUAAGUUUAGUUAGAUGGUACUAAGGAUUCAAAAACGUUUACUUUCAUUCUUAAAACAUGAGGCACGGGAAAGUUUUUAACAUUAUUCGAGUACUGUAAACAUGAAAUAACACCUCUAUAGUCCCCUUAACAAUCAUAUUACCCAAUAUAGUAGAUAUAAUAACAGAAAAGAAGACAUAUUAGACAUAAAUUAGCAUUCGGAGAAUUCCUUGUUUUUUUCUGAACAGCGUACUUCCUGCGGUGGCUGUUGUCUCAUUAAGGUAACAUUACUGACACCUAGUGACCAGUGGAGAAUACUACAUAUGACGUCUUUGAACACCUUAUGUUUGGAUUUUUGUUCAUGCUUGAAAAUGCUUAAUUUAGGCCAAGAAUAUGUAAAAUUUGACUAAAUAGACAUAUUUCUUACUAAUAAUAGGCCGUAGUCAACCACGAAAUAGUGCUAAUUUAUGAAUACAUUUUUUUUUUUUAACUGUGAUAGAGUGAAGUAAUGAAAUUCCAACCGCGGAGUGGCCAGGGAUGGCUGUAAAUACAUUUUUGUACAUUGGUCAGGUUAGAGAGGAAACUGGAAAUGCAGGAACAUGUGAAGUAUGUGUCGGCCUCUGCCUGUCUUUGUGUAGCUAAUGUGAUGCAUUUGCGGCUGUAAUUGUACAAAUGUCAGUGUUAGUCGCUAUCUUCAGCACCUUUUUAAAUGUCUUUCAUCUCCCCAUGUGAGAAAUGAAAAGGUCACAAGCAGACUCCAAUGUACAUUUCACAUGUUGUUUUAGGGUCUUUUUACUCAAGUUUUUUCAUACGUUCAAGUACAGUACAGAGUGUGCGGGAGACUACCAGCUUUGGAUGGCGUUAAUGCAUUUUCACACUGGUAACCACAUUGUUCUGUGGAACAUCUUGUGCUAGGAUAUGUACGUAAUGUUUCAACUAGGGAUGUCCGAUAUUGGCAUAAAAAUGUAAUAUUGGUCAAUAUCGGUAUCGGGAUUUUUCCCUCCAAUGAAAGCCGAUGAUAAACAUAAUGCUGUACAUAGGCCUAUGGGCUCCCGUAUUUUCCCGCACGCAAAUGAUUACCUCAUCAAACCGCCUCUCAAGCGUAUAAACAACCGUGGGUGGCUAGUAGCAAGCUAGCUCCUUACGUUCCAUCCAUCCAUUUCUAUGCCGCAUGUCUUCACUAGUGGGAUUGUAAACAUUCCCGGAAGUAAACGACAGUAAAAUCUGACACUGUGUCUCGAUUAGGAGAGUUCGUGGGGACGUCAGUGAAAAUGUUGCUUUUUCAUAUGAUAUUGGGUGUACUUUCAUUCAUAUACAUCUUUUGUUAGGUAGAUUACUUUUCAUCGGAGUGUUGGCCCACCUCUCGUCAUACGAGUGCUUUGAAAGCUAAGUCCAACUUUAAGCCUUUCAAACUCAUGGAUCGGCGCUUCAGGGCAAGAUUAAAGGUAUGUAGGAUAUAAAUUCACUUAAAUAUCUAUCUCCAGAUGACAUUUCAUUCAAAUCUGAUGGUGCGAAAUGCGUUCAUUUUGGCCUGGAAUUACUCUGUACGUGCAGUUUGUAGUGUGGCGUGGAAACGAACACAGAGCGCUGCUGCACACGUGAAAAUACAUCCAUGAAAAUUAUCACACUUGAUUUUCUUCCCUGGACUUUUUGAUGAUCAAAACAAUGUAAAUGGAUACUCUGUUGACUUCUAAAAGAAAUAUCACAGCCUAAGCCUCAUGGCAAGUAGUUCUCAGAUGUGUUUAGAUAGAUAGAUACUUUAUUAAUAGAUAAGAUAAAUUCACAUUGCCAGCAGCUCUGCAAAAAUGUCAUAAAGAACUUCAUCACAAAAUGAGACAACCAAGGCAAGACAUGAGAAAUAAGAAAAAUAAGAAAAUAGAAUAAGAAUAGGGCUGGGCGACAUGGACCAAAACUCAUAUCCCGAUACAUUUACGGUAUGUUGAAUAUCUAUAUACGAUAUAAAUCCCGAUAGUUUUUGCACAAAGGGGGUUUAGUCAAAGUCUGAAGUUGUGUGAAGUUAUCUCAUUAAAAUAAAAAUAAAAAUAGCCGCUAAAAUAAAAUAGUCCAUUCUCUUUGUGAAAUAAAUAUCCAAAAAUUAAAGUAUAAUUUAGAACGAGCCUUUAGCUGUGCUCAAAUCCUCAGCUAAUACCAACAGCACAAAAGGACAACAUAUGAAAUAAAGCGCCCUGUUUAAGAGGAAAUGUUUAAACGUCAGCAGGAACUCAAAAAUACUUUACUGUGAACAGUAUUAUUUAUUUAGAAAGCAGAACCUCGUAAAAGAGACUAAAAUGUGAAUAAAAACACCUUAAUUACACGUAGAACUACAAAUAAACUUCAUUCAUAGUUUGUUCAGCCGCCACUCUUUAUCUUGUAGUUACGACUUGUUUAUUUGUCACACACCGUUCUUCCAUCACACACUGACAGGUAAGUGACCGAGUCCAAAUGAGGCUUGCGUGUAAUGACUCGUCAUUUAAUGAAGAUUAAGAAACAAAAGGAAGAAAUGAUGCGUGGCUCUCCUGCAAUGUGCGGCGGGAGCUUUACUUUCACUUUUAUGUUACCGAAUACCAGAAACUUUUCAAUGACGCCAGAAAAAAGUAGCUAGAUUUGUUGCUCGUUGCUUUUGAGAAAAUAUGUCACCAAGAGGGUUUGGAAUGUCGCCAGAUCUAGCACGGAGCACGGAGGGGGGGGCAGGGCAGCGGCCUGGCUAAGGAGCGCUGACACACACAGCAGGGAUGAGUGAGACAGACCUCGUGUCAAGAUACAAGAGAACAGCGCAAAUCCAGUCCAUAUCGAUAUGUUUGUUUUUGAUAUCGUGCUUCAAAGAAAUAUUUUUCAAAGAUCGAUAUAUUUCGCCUAGCCCUAAAUAAGCAUAAAUAAACACGGAACAGAUCACGUCAAAUUUCGAGUGCAAUAAUACAUUAUAAUUAGUAAUCAUACAUAGUAAUAAUAGGAGUUGGACAAUAUCAGCAUAUCAGUUAUCUGUAAAAACGCCAAUAUCGGACAUCCCUAGUUUCAGUAAUUGGAAGUUGGCAGAUACACUGUGGUCGUCUUCAACUGUGCAUUUCCAGUCUUUUUAUUAUUCUGUGGACUAAAGCUAAAAAGGGCAAUAGACAAGUGCUUGUUUUAUUAACGAAAUGUUCUCAGUCUGACGAUGAUCCACCACCAGACCUCCCGAAGGGUUUCUCUCACAAGAUCAGCCAUGAAAUCUUCCACAAUCAGUGUUUGUCUACCAUUUGUAGUGAUAUCAUUUCUAGUGGCCACAAACAUCAGCACCCCACCCCUGUGUGAGUGUUGGGAUCCCAGAGAAAACACUCAAUGCAAAGCUUGGACUAAUGGUUGAGAUGUUUUUCCAACAAGAAUCCACACAGACUCCUUGCUUCAAUAGCUAGUCAGCUGACAUUGUCAGGUCACAUGACCCAGCCAGAAGUAAAACAUCCUGAUCCAAUCACCAAUCUUUGCUCCAAUUCUUCUCUUUGCCGCCGUUCCAAGUUGCGGUUUGGAAGUUGGCCUCUUUAAAGAGAGCAGUCGCUGGAUGACGGGGAGCAGCGAUGAUGGAUGACACGUUGGACGACCAGGCCUGAAUCCUUGUGGGUCCAACUUAGUGAACCACUUCUUGGUUCCGCUACAAAGCAAACACACAGCAGCAAAAUCAUCUCAAUGUGCUCCAAGGCAGAUUGGGGACUGGAAACUCCUAGAAGCUUCUUGUUGUGCACACGAGGCUUUAUCUUCCUUUUUGAGGUUUCAUGUUUGGAUCCGUCUAACCACGUUCCUCUCUCCACCGAGGAAGCCCAUCCAAGCAUCCCAGCAGGCGGCCUUUGCUCCAACCUGAAUCGGGCCGCUGUUGGCAUACGGCGAGCAGCCAACUAAUCCAAACGAUGACUUCACUAACUGGUCGUCCGGGCCUUGCGACUUGGAAUUGCCUGCUCUUGAGGUCAGAACCUCCAUCAUCCGCAUUUGUGCAAGUGGCGGUGUGUUCUGGUGGCGAUCCAAGCAGCUCACUGCUCCUGACUGCGUCUUCCAAAAAGGAUUGCUGACUUCAGCUGUCGCUUCGCGGUGUCACCCGCACACAGGGUGGAUGCUAAGCUAAGCUAAGAAAGUUUGAAGAGUAAACCCAUUGCCCUGCCCCUUCAUCAAAGCGCCGCCCGCCCACCAGUGAGCCACAGCUGAGGUCUUUUUCGGAGAUCUGUUUGGACCCGACAGAGUGGGAGGGGGCCAUGUGUUCCUGCUGAGUCGACACUUUUGGGCCACAAUGAGGCGGACGCCGUGCUUGCCCCUUGCCUUCCUGCCGUCCCUGCUGCUAGCGGUCGCCGCCUCCUUACCGCAGCCGUCCCGCGGCGCCGCCUCCUUCCCUCAAGACCUGGAGCCCCUCAGCGUGGUGGGCCGAGAAUCCUCCUACUUGUAUCCCAGCUUCCAAGGUCUGACGGCGGACAACGACACAGAGCGUCUGGGUCUGGACUUCCAGAGGAUGCUGAGGAUCAACCACAUGCUCUACGUCGCCGCUCGGGAUCACGUGUUUGCCAUCAAUCUUGCCUCUUCUUCGGAGCACAUCAUUCCGCAGCAGAAACUGACGUGGAAGACGAAGGAUGUGGAAAAGUGUACCGUGAGGGGGAAGAACAGCGACGAAUGUUACAACUACAUCAAAGUGUUGGUGCCUCGCAAUGACGAGACGCUGUUUGCGUGCGGCACCAACGCCUUCAACCCCGCCUGUCGCAACUACAAGAUGUCCACACUAGAGCAAGACGGCGAGGAGCUGCUGGGUCAGGCUCGUUGUCCCUUCGAGUCCCAUCAGUCCAACGUUGGACUUUUUGCAGGGGGCGACUUCUACUCGGCCACCAUGACAGACUUCCUGGCGAGCGAUGCGGUGAUUUACCGCAGCUUGGGCGAGAGGCGCCCCGUGCUGCGGACGGUCAAGUACGAUUCAAAAUGGCUGCGAGAGCCCCACUUCCUGCACGCCAUCGAGUAUGGAAACUUUGUCUACUUCUUCUUCAGCGAGAUCGCUGUGGAGUACACGUCCCUCGGCAAGGUGAGACACAACAUGGAGCCCGCGUGCUCGCCCCCUUUUAACCAUCGCUCUCUGCACCCUCAGGUGGUUUUCUCCAGAGUGGCCCGUGUGUGUAAGAACGACAAUGGCGGUUCGCCAAGGGUGCUGGAGCGUUACUGGACGUCCUUCCUCAAAGCCAGACUCAACUGCUCCGUGCCUGGCGACUCCUUCUUCUACUUCGACGUCCUGCAGUCGCUCACCAAUGUGCUGCAGAUCAACCGCAGGCCGGCCGUGCUCGGAGUCUUCACCACGCAGGCCAACAGCAUCACUGGCUCUGCCGUCUGCGCCUUCUACAUGGACGACAUCGAGAAGGCCUUCAGCGGAAAGUUCAAAGAGCAGAAGAACAGCGAGGCGGCGUGGACGCCCGUCCCUGACGAGCAGGUCCCAAAGCCAAGGCCCGGCUGCUGCGCCGGCGAGGGCUCGGCUGCCGACUACAAGUCGUCCACCGCCUUCCCUGACGACACGCUGACCUUCAUCAAGUCGUAUCCUCUCAUGGACGAGUCGGUGCCGUCGGCCAACAACAGGCCGCUCUUCACUCGGACCACCAGCAGGUUCAAGCUGACGCGGAUCACCGUGGACACAUCAGCGGGGCCCAACAAGAACUACACCGUGCUCUUCUUGGGCUCGGACAACGGCCACGUGUUGAAGGUCCUCACCGGCACGGCGGGAAGCAACCAGUCCUUCGCCACUCGACUCCUGGAGGACAUUGACGUCUACAACGCUGACAAAUGCAACGUGAGGGGGGAGGACCGGCGGGUGCUGGGUUUGGAGCUGGACCGGGAUCAUCACGCCCUCUUCGUGGCCUUCUCGGGCUGCGUGAUCCGUGUGCCGCUCAGCCGCUGCUCUGACUACAACGCCUGCAAGACGCGCUGCUUGUCCUCGCGGGACCCGUACUGCGUAUGGCUGAAGGCAGGAAGCUGCGUUGCCAUGACGCCCGGCUUCAAGGGCGCCUACGAGCAAGACGUGGAGGACGGCGCUGGUCUUCAUGCUGACUCCUGUCAUGACAUCCUGGCGACCACGCGCAAGCAGAACACGCCUCUAGACUCGGCCUACGGGAAGACCGCACUACCAAGCGCCGCCACAUUCCCAAAGGAGGCAGGUGACCCUGAAAGAGGGACAGGUCCGGAUGCCCCUCCCUUCGUGGGGGGGCAAGGGUCACCUGGCUCGGAGCCAAUCAGUGUGGAGAUGGAGGGUGUGAGGCGUCCUCCCGACGUGGACAAGUCCAAUCACAGCGUCCACUACACACUCCUCAUCGCGUGCGUCCUGGUGGCCUUCGUCCUGGGGGCCUUCCUGUCGGGCUUCCUGGUGUCUUGCUACUGUAACCGCGCGGCACACAAGACCCGGAAGCUUCCCAAAGACCCCGAGGUGCAGAUCCCGCACGCACUGUCCCUCCGCAGUCUGGCUAAGCUCAACGGUCUCCUGGAGAGCAAGGAGGACAAGCUGGAGGUGUCGUCCCCAAAGAUCUACAGUUCCUUGUUUACCAGCAGCAAGGAGCUGCUCCCGCCCAGGAGGAGCGCUCCUCACGGAAUGAGUAUGGGGGACUCUGUGCACCCCCUACGCCCCACCACAGAGCUGUCUGGUCUUCCGACUCCAGACUCCACCCCUGAGCUUCCCAUUAAGAGCAUGAAGGCCUUCAAGAACCACUGGGAGAAGAACCACAACUGCAACAACGCUUGCAGACCCUCCUCAGCCGUGCUCCCCCAGCAGGUCUUUCCUUACGGGGGUCAGCUUCAGGGGGCGGGACACCCCCAUCCUGAUGACCGCAAAGUGCACAACAUGUCUCAGCAGCCCUAUCCCGCCUAUGCCCACAAGGUCAUGGAGGUCACCUCCUUGGACGAGCUCCUCAAGCACAUUCACGAGGGGGCCGCGGCCAAGACCCCUCAGCUGAUCAGCCCGUCAGGUCUGGCAGCCAGCGGGGCGGGGGGGCAGCUCGCCUUCACCAACCGCAUCCAACCUCAGAUUCCGGAAACCGAAUCGGCGCCGUACUACAGCUCGUCCACUUUGCCCCGAGACAGCCUGACGCGCCGCAUGGACGUCCCCCCAGACCUGCCCCCCCAGCACCAGUCCACGCUGGAGAGGAGACACUCCUCCCAGAGGCACUCGCUCAUCGCCGCCGCCUCGAAGAUGCCCAGCGGGGGCGGUGGGGGGUCCGGGAUUCCUCGCCACCACAGUUUUAGCCAACGCAAUGGCGGCCCCCACCAGCCUCCCCCACUCCUCACUCGCAUGAACUCCACGGGCAGCGGCGGCGAGGUCCACUACCCCCUCCUUCCACACGGCUACUUAGCCCGCCAGCACAGCUACAACAUCGAGCAGCACGACGGCCCACAAAGGGGGGCAGUUGUGCGACGAGGCUCCUCCCUAAAACCCGACGCCCCCCCCAAACCGCUCUUCAUCCCCGCCUCGUCGCCCCUCAGCCAGCAGGCCAAGUUCAACUACUAGCUCGCCGUCUUUAAAAUGGAGGACAGCCAACUUAAAGAUUAGCUUUGUACCAUAUUGGUAUUGUUCUCUUCUACGUGACUCACUACAUAGACGCUGGGAGCAAUGUGCCAGUGCACGUGCAACAACUACAGCUCCGGACACAACACGAGCGAUGCUAACAGCGAUGCCAACGUUGCACAACAGACUGUGGGAAAGUGGGAGGAGCCUGCGAUGCUUGGUUCUUGUUUUUGCGUAUAAACCUUAGCGAUGUCGUCAUGUUGCUAACCAGAAUGUCUUUCUAUUAUGCAUGUACGUGUACAUAUAGACUGUAUGUGCGUGUGCGUGUGCAUAUAUAUGAAUAUAUAUAUAUGUAUGUGUGUAUGUAAGCUGUGGUGAAGUUAGCAAGAAAGUCACUUUUGUAUUUGCCUUAUUACACUCCCACCAGACACAAGACAUUUUUCCACCAGCCAGUCCAGUUAGGAAGUUCCGCUCUCUGUCCACCAAUCAACACGCUGCACUGUCUAGCUCUGCCUCUUGAGGUGCCCUGCCGCUGUGCAGGCUGCCAAAAAGUAUGCAGCUAAGUUCGUUUGGUAGCUUUCUGACAGUGCCUAUGUUGGCUUUCCAAAGUGGACUCGUCGGUGGGAAGGUGUCUUCCUGACUUGAUUGUCUUUCUUUUUGCCAUAAACGACGAGUUUGUCUUUUUUGGGGGGGGGUUUCACGUCUCGGUGAGCUGACGACUCGCUGAGGAAAAGUUUGAUGGGGUUGUUUUGGGAAAGGUUCAGUCAGACUGGUGCUUGACAGACGAGUGAGGUCCAACAUCUUUUUCAGUGGGAACAUUUUGGACCCUGAGAGGCCAACAGUCCCGUACAUACUAUAAUAUUUGUGGCUAAUGGUUGUAAAUAAAGAAUUAUUCCUGACUA